Messenger RNA from Cavia porcellus (domestic guinea pig), 2876 nucleotides. RefSeq names its product small integral membrane protein 10-like protein 2A. The record is from RefSeq and is a predicted model, not a curated record. The transcript is spliced from 3 exons. Bases 207 to 449 code for a protein of 80 amino acids. Lineage: Eukaryota; Metazoa; Chordata; Mammalia; Rodentia; Caviidae.
ACUCCCGGAAGGGGGCAGGGCCUCACAGGGGGCGGGGCUGCACUGCGGGUGGUUGCGGGAGGAGGCUGAGGUGGUGCUGUGCUGGACUCCGCUGCUGGUCCCAGUCAGAAGGAGCGGAGGUGGUGGCUGCUGCAGAGGCAGGAGCUCUGCGGGGGCUCCCGCGCCUGCGGGUCGCCGGGUCUGGGGGCCGGCGGCGAUCGGGGUUCAUGGCGGCGUCCGCGGCUCUGUCGGCGGCGGCGGCGGCAGCGGCGGCGGCCCUGUCGGGCCUGGCGGUGCGACUGUCGCGCUCGGCGGCGGUGCGCGGCUCCUAUGGCGCCUUCUGCAAAGGACUCACGCGCACGCUGCUCACCUUCUUCGACCUGGCCUGGCGGCUGCGCUCCAACUUCCCCUACUUCUACGUGGUGGCCUCGGUGAUGCUCAACGUGCGUCUGCAGGUGCGGAUCGAGUGAGCGCCGCGACGGUGGCGCUGCCGGUGGCGGUGGCUGCGGCGGCCGGGCCGGCGGGAGGGAGACUCGCCUGCCCCACCGCAAAGGGCCGGGAUGCUGCAGGAAGGACGGCGGGGCCGCCCUGGACACCAGUAAGCGGCAGGAGGCGGCACAGCCUGAGGCCUUUGCCCUGGACCUCCCCGGUGGAGCGACGGCUACGCAGCAGCUUUAACACCCGGGCUCGGACUCCACCCGCGCCGCCUGCAGGAACCCACGCAAAGACUCCUUGCUGGUGGGCUCGCGAACAUUGUUCGGGUCCAACUGACUUGUUGCCUCACAGCGGCCGAAGGAGGUAACCGGGAAGGACGAGUUCUGCAGCAGCUUAAUUUUCCAGGCCCUGCACUGAAAGACCCUGGUCCUUAUGGAUGGUUUCCUGCUUCUUUGGACUUAUCAAGAGUGGCAUUCUGGUUUAGCAGCUUCCUGGGAAGCAGCAGAGUGAAGGACCUGCCCAGGAGAGGCCUUCCUGACAGUGAACCCACAGGGGCCAGGCACAGAGGAGUGGGGUGCACUGGGCCAGGAAAUCUCCUAUCAACACUAUGAGGGAGGUAUAUUCUCCCACCUAAUGAGCCAAAGUGGGCUCCCGGAAGGGGCUGGGAUUGGAUCUUGUCACAGACAGGAGGAGGUGGAAGGUGAGCUGGCCCCUGCACUGGAACUUGCCUAGGCCUUCUGCAGGCUUCUCCCAGACCAGACAGUGAAGGGAAGAAGGGAAGGGAGCACAGAGCUCCAGGGCACUGAGAGAAAGAGGUGCAGGGUUAGGGAAUCUGGGGAUCUGGCUUUCCUUGAAGAGCGAUCAGGGGUCACCGGAAAUACAGAACAGCAAACUGAAGUAGACAAGAGGUGGUACUUGUCCCAGGACUUAGUGGGGAGCCAAGUCCUCCCCACGGAACCUACCUUCCCUCUCUAUCUGAGCUUGUCCAGAAGCACCUUUGCAGUUGUGUGACACAAGCCUCCUAGUUUGGUGGUAGAGUGUGAAUCAUGGUGGCCACGUGCCUCUGGGGACUUGAGGUGACCAGAAGGUGAAGAGAUAAACCUGGCUCAGAUAGGGCUGAAACCCAUGGCAUGACUCCAUCUCUGGCCCCAGACUUAAACCCCCAUCCCUAGGAUCACACUGUAUAAAUCACAUCCCCAUGGAUGAGAUUGGCCUGGAGAGGAACUGGGGUCCCAGAGCAGCCAGGUGCUGCGAGAGGAGACUGAAUUGUCCAGGAGCACCAAGGAGCACCCUUUCUGAGGCCCACACACUCCUCAGUUCCUGGCAUUGAAACCUGCAGCAGUCUGGCUGCCCCAGGGACAGAGUGGCCCAGCUUCCUUCCAACUCCCCUCAGCUUCCCAUUGGAGCCUACGUCCUGGAUGAAGACCUUGGUUUGCCUCACCCUAAAUACAAAAACUGGAAGGUAGCAGUCACUUGCUCCCUGAGGUUUGCCAUAGCCUGGACCUGAUGACUUUCUUCCCUGUGCCACAUCUCCCCAGGUCCUGUUGCAACAGAUCCUGUUGUUCUCUCUCCUUUCCCCUCUCCUGUCUCCCCAGAACCCCCUGUGGUGAUCUUUCAGCCUCUGUCCCCCAGGCACAGGUGCUCUCUGGGAGCCACAUGUGAGAGGCAGGAGCCACACACUGACUGGAGAAGGAAAAAGCAGGAGCUGGGGCCUGCUAGAGUCUGCUACCCAGAUGUGGCCUUUUCCAAAGCUGGACCCACCCUGAGUGACAGGAGUUCCAGCUCUAGCCUCUUCUUGGGCCAACCUGAAGGAAAAAGGAGGUGCCGUCCCUGAGCGUUCACAUUUGGGUGUGUGCAUGUGGAUAUGUGUGCACAUGGGAGCACAUGUGUGUGCACAUGGGAGCAGUGUGGGCAUGCAGAUGCUUUUGAGAGAGGGGAGCUGAUGAGCAGGAGUAGCCACUUCAGGUUCCCAGCACCCCCUGUGCCAGAGGCUGGCCUGGGCCUUAGAGGCAGGAAGUGGCAUGCAGCUUCCAGACCCCACCCUCAGCGGCCAAUGCUGGAGGCUCCACACCUGCCCAGAGCCCUACCGUGGCCUCUGGCUGGCUGUGUCCAAAGAGGUCCUCAAGGAGAGGUCAGGGAGCAGGCUUCAGCCUUGUGUUCCUGGCACUGGCCUGGCCUUGAGUAGUCAGCAAACUGCUUCUCAGCCUCCCCUCUGGCUCUGCUUUCUCUCCCCGUGGGCCCCUUGCUGUGUGAUGGGGCCUCGAUGCACUUUAUUUAUUUGCAGUCUGUUCCAGGCGAUACAACUUCUACAGAUGUAGACACGGCCUUGAUGACUCCAUUACUGUGUGAUUAAUUCUGCACUGGCCACCACUGCCUUUCAGAAACCUUGUCUUAUUUCUGGUGUUGUCACAUCUUGUCUCCCCAACUGAAAAAAAAAAGUCCUUGAGUUCAAUACACUGCAA